AUGACAACCCUGAAAGCUGAUAGAUACCCUAAUUAUAUGCGGCGCAACAGUAAUGAAAUAGUUAAAGUUCGAGGACACAUGUUGGACAAUCGAUGGGUUGUUCCCUACAACCCAUAUCUUCUUACAAAGUUUGAUUGUCACAUUAAUGUGGAAAUUUGCUCUACUAUUAAGGCUGUCAAGUACUUGUAUAAAUACAUAUACAAGGGUCAUGACAAAAUAGUAUUCCACAUAGUAGGCCAACACAAUCUAUCGGUCCCUUCUGAUGAAACUGAUGAUUGUUGCAAAGAUAUAGAAAAGCGUAAUAUAUUAGUGUCUGAGGUUGAUUUUAUGUCUGUGUCAUUGUUAAACACAGAACAACAACUUGCAUAUUCUAAAAUUCUUGAUGCAAUACUUUCUGGAAAUCCAGGAUAUUUCUUUAUUGAUGUACGUAGUGGAACUGGGAAAACCUUUCUAUAUCGAGCAAUCUUGGCUACAAUAAGAACGCACAAAUUGAUCGCUCUCGCAACUAUAACUUCAGGAGUUGCUGUAUCACUUUUGCCUAAUGGGCGCACUGUGCACUCAUGGUUCAAAAUUCCUAUAGAUGUUGAAAGCAAAAUUUGUUUUGGAGGAAAGGUUGUAGUAUUCGGUAGUGACUUUCGUCAAGUGCUACCUGUUGUGCCAAAGAGCAGAAAAAAUGAAUGCAUUAAUGCUACGCUUGUUAUGUCUUACAUUUGGCAUUCAUUAGAGAAGAUCAAAUUGACAGAAAAUAUGCAGGCUAAGCAUGAUCCAGCAUUUAGUAAUUUUUUGCUUUCUGUAGGAAAUGGCACAGAACAACAAAUAUCUCCUGAAACUAUCAGAAUCCCUAAAGUGAUGCUUUUUCCUUACAAUAAAAACAUUGAUCCACUUCAAGAGCUUAUCGCUUUUGUCUUCUCAAAUUUCAAUGAUUAUAAUGAAGAUCCACUUUCAAUGAUGAAUCGGGCUAUCUUGACUCCGAAAAAUGACAAUAUAGAUCACAUCAAUGAAAUAUUGAUGGAAGAAUUCCCUGGAGAUGAACGCAUAUAUAACAACAUUGAUGAGACUAUAGAAUAA
Molecule: messenger RNA, 1068 nt
Organism: Camellia sinensis
Lineage: Eukaryota; Viridiplantae; Streptophyta; Magnoliopsida; Ericales; Theaceae
Source: RefSeq, a predicted model, not a curated record